GCUCGGAACACGCGUCCAGCUCGGAAGUUUUCCACCCUCGCCACCCUCUUCAACUUCCCUACCGACCACGACCAUCCCCACCUCUCCGUUCCCACUACCUGCUCACGAACUUCAAGACUCGUAACUUGACCCUUUCCCUUCGUUUCGCAAGAUGACCUCUGUUCUCAACUCGCCCCGCUGGCUCCUUCUCUCGCUUUUCCUCGUCCUCUGGAGUUGGACCAAGGCCGGGCGGCACGAUCCCCGCGGAAGCCUCUUCGGCCUCGGUGUCGAAGCGCAGAUCAAUGGCCUCAGCAGCUGCGCGACGACGUGCGCGAGUAGCGCGUCGAGCCAGGCGGGAUGUGAGCCUCUCGACAUGGCCUGCUCCUGCGCAUCGUCGUCCUUCUUGCCCUCCGCGCAGUCUUGUAUGACCUCGACCUGUGGCUCAUCCGACGCUCAGCAAGGGAUGCAAAUCCUGCAGAGUACAUGCGGUUCUUCAGCCACGACUUCCUCAUCAACUUCUUCCUCGGUCUCAUCUGGAUCUGCGACUAGCAGCACGGAUAGCGGUUCCUCGACGGGCUCAACCCCGAGCUCAGCGCCGCCGUCGACGAGUGUCUCCGCCACCGAUAGCAGCUCGUCCUCGGCGAGUGGCACCGAUGUCUCCAGCAGUGCCUCCUCUAGCUCGACAGACUCGUCAAGCAGCACCGCCGCUUCCUCAACAGACUCAUCCGCAUCUGCCGCUCCAUCCACGACAGACUCUUCUUCCGCCUCAUCAUCGGAGGCGUCCUCCUCGUCAGUAUCCUCUGCCUCGUCGACGUCUGGAGCGUCUUCGUCCACUGACACGUCGGGCGUCAGCGUGUCCGUGGUGUCGACGACGGCGGUCGUGCAGUCGACCUCCGUGCGCCCGACGUCGACACGGAUCGUCUCUGGUUCGCCUGCUGUGACGCCGACGAACUCGGUCGGCGCUGGGACGCGCGUCGAGGCUGCGACGGGCCUGAUGACGGUGGUGGCGGCACUGCUUACGCUGGUGUGUGCUCUGUGAGGACUGUAGCCUGCGGUGGCAUUCACUCGCGAGGUAACUUACGCGGCGUCCAUGUCAAAGUUUUUGGACGUGGGCGGGUGGGCUCGCUGAUUGGGAGUGGAUGGUGUAGCAUAUUUAAUUUAUGACCCGGUGCGGGUGCCGGGGAUGUCAAUGCGUCGGUGUAGGAUGAAACUGCC
Molecule: messenger RNA, 1194 nt
Organism: Fomitopsis serialis
Lineage: Eukaryota; Fungi; Basidiomycota; Agaricomycetes; Polyporales; Fomitopsidaceae
Exons: 4
Coding region: 152-1018 (288 amino acids)
Source: RefSeq, a predicted model, not a curated record